Aedes aegypti (yellow fever mosquito) is the source of this 1790-nucleotide messenger RNA. RefSeq lists its product as uncharacterized. The transcript is spliced from 4 exons. NCBI's taxonomy places the organism in Eukaryota, Metazoa, Arthropoda, Insecta, Diptera, Culicidae. The record is from RefSeq and is a predicted model, not a curated record. The coding region runs from base 283 to 1542 and encodes 419 amino acids.
UAAAAAUCUCCCUGAUAUCGCUAAAGGCCGGUUUACAGUUCGGAAAAUGUGUCACGGGUUUUUUGCGCGGGAUUUUGCACGGGAAUCAGCUCGGGAAAAUUUCCCGUUUAACAUUCACCACACCUCUCCACAUCCAACAAAAUGAAAUUUGACAUUUGUUUAUUUACCAACAUCGGUGCGAGACUCCAACUUUACGCGGGUGAAAACUUUGAACUGAAAAAAGUGAAGAAAAUUUGUCUAGAAACAGUGAAAAGUGAAGAUUAAUUGAUUAAAGUGUUCAUAAUGAAUAGUUUUGGAGAAGAUGAGCUUUUGAUUGUGGCCGCUUCGAUAUUAAUCAUAGGAUUAAUACUGAAGAAAAAUCGGAGUGCCCACAAAAACAUCAGGAGUUGUUGGGUAAAUCCGUAUUUGCGGCAACGGAACACAAAAGGAAGAUUUGCGCAGGAUUUCAAUGAUAUGCGGGAAUGGAACAACGAGUUCACGCAAAACUUCCAUAUGGAGCAGGACCAAUUUGAAGAAUUGUUUCAACGCGUGAGACAUCGUCUGGAACCUAAAAGAUGCACUCGCCCAGAUGGAAUCAGUGCAAAGCAGCGAUUGGCCUAUACCUUGGAAUAUCUUGCUGGGGGACCCUUUUUCGAAAGAUACGCGGCAAGCAAUUACCGUACAAGCAAAUCAUCGAGUUGCAACGUAAUUAAAGAAACAUGUCAGAUUAUUUAUGAAGAACUGGCAAACACGGAAUUCAUGGCCUACACAGAAGACAACUGGAGAACCGUUGCGGAUGACUACACAAAAAAAUGGAACAUGCCAAAUUGUCUUGGAUCGCUGGACGGAAAACAUGUCCGAAUCAAAUGUCCGUCGAAUGUAGGAUCUUUAUAUUACAAUUACAAGCGGUAUCAUAGUAUCAUAUUAAUGGCAGCAAGUGAUGCAAACUAUGAAUUCACUUUUAUCGAUGUUGGAUCGCCCGGUGCAGAUGGCGAUGUUAAUGUUUUCUCAAGGACUGACUUCGGGAAACACAUACUAGAGGACGAUCCAUUUUUGAACCUACCACCAGAUGCUCCAGUCAAUGGUGUUGACAUGCCGCACUUCUUCAUAGCUGAUGAUGCUUUUCCUUUAACCCGGCGUACAAUAAAACCUUAUGGAAGCGGUGAACUUAACAACGAUCAACGGGUUUUCAAUUACAGACUUUCGCGUGCUCGGCGUACUGUAGAGAAUGCAUUUGGGAUUUUGUCGAUGCGCUGGGGAUGCCUUAGAUCAGAAUUUCUUUGUGCUCCUGACAAGGUGAAGCUCAUCGUUGCUGCUUGCUGUGCGCUUCAUAAUUUCUUACUGAACAGAAAUGCUUCAUACGCGAAAGUAGUGGACCGUUAUGACAGAGAUGGAAAGCUUAUUGAGGGAGAAUGGCGCACGUUUCAGCAGAUGGAUCAGAUCAAUGGACAAAAACGUGGACGCCCUCAUGAAACUGGAAGCUUUAUUCGACGUAAAUUGACUGAAUACUUCAACAAUAUCGACAUAUUACCGUUUCAGUUUGAACGCGCUAAUUGCCUUUAAAGAAUAGCUUUACAUAGAUGUAUAUUAUUAUACUUAAACGUUUCAGCAGAAAUCCCUAAAUGGUGCACAGUUAGUUAACAUUAAGUACAUAAUUCCGUUAUUGUUGAAUUAAUAGCUUUACAUACUAUAAAAACUGAACAUAUACUAAACUGAACUACGGCCAGAGAAAAUAAAGUUAAUUGGAAAGCUUUAACAAAUAAUUUAAGAUCGACAGCGUAUCCUAAGAGUAAAAAUCCGAUUACAAAUUU